Messenger RNA from Neocloeon triangulifer, 1253 nucleotides. RefSeq lists its product as uncharacterized. NCBI's taxonomy places the organism in Eukaryota, Metazoa, Arthropoda, Insecta, Ephemeroptera, Baetidae. The transcript is spliced from 2 exons. Gene Ontology annotation, biological process: proteasome-mediated ubiquitin-dependent protein catabolic process. The record is from RefSeq and is a predicted model, not a curated record. Gene Ontology annotation, cellular component: nucleoplasm; cytosol. Bases 86 to 1105 code for a protein of 339 amino acids. Gene Ontology annotation, molecular function: proteasome binding; ubiquitin binding; polyubiquitin modification-dependent protein binding.
AUGGUCAACAGACAGAACAGAAAACUUUGUAAACAGAGAAUCGACACAAAUUUUCGGAGUCCUUUUCUUUAAUCGGAUAAAAAUCAUGCCCAGGAAGAAGAAGAGGAAGGUCGGGGAGGGAUUCAUGGCCCUUGCCGAUUUCAAAUUAAAAAAGACAACGGCGAUCAUCACCAAAAUGCGUUCAACCAUCGACCAUUCUGUUUGCGAGAAGCAUCUUCCAAAAAACAUCAAGCACAGAAGAAGGAGGAAUAAAAGGUUUUCUGUGAGGUGCAUUUGGGUGACGAAUCUGCUUCUAAACAAAGGCUUCAAGGUGGACUUUGAACCGACCGACUCCGUCCGCAAGGUGAAGACUUACAUCGAGUCGGCCACAGGAAUCCCGUGGCAGAAGCAGAUCCUUCUUCUGAGUGGCAAGGAUGUUCUGCAGGACACGGACAUGAUGCAGGAGGUGCAAGUCUACAAUGAUAAGUGGCGCAUCUCAGUGACUGUGCCUAACUCUUUUGACUACGUUUCCGUCAGGGACAAGUCGGACAAGACGCAUUUUGUGAUGGAAGUUAACUUCAACAAGAGGGUGUCGUCCAUGUACAAUCAAAUUCGACCCAACUGCAUCGAGAAUAAUGAGCCUGAGGUUCAGUUCAAGCGAAUGCUCUUCUUCCACGGCAGAGUUUUGGAACCGGACCAGCCAAUCAAGUAUUACCACCUGAAAAGGGAAGAUGAGGUGACCCUCGUUCGAUACCCGAACACUUUCCCCCGACAGGUGUUCAUUGAGACUGGUGGUCGUCACAAGGGAGGAGUGCGAGUCGGACCAUUUUUCUGCGACCCCCAGACGAGCAUUUACGACCUCAAGGUCAGGUUCAUCAACACGACCUGCGCGCCCAAGGGUCACUACCGGAUGUUCGCCGGAGGAGAAGAGGUGCAGAAUCACUAUGUGAUGGCCGAACUUGGCAUCCCGAACCACACCACCUUCAGACUUGAAAUGGCCCAUGACCAGCUGACCCACAUGAAGCCAACCAACUACAUUAGGCCUGUGAAUUCCACUGCGACUGCUGAAGACGAGGAAGAGCCGCAGGCAGGACCCUCUUCUCAAGUUGUGCAGGGACAGAUGUGAAAAUUUUCUUGACUGAUGCAAUUCAUACAUUUUUUAAUGUAAAGACUAAUCUCAAUAAUAUAAUAAUAAACAGACGUUGGACAAAUAAAUAAAUGAUAAUAAAUUGUGAACCUAUUAUCGAAAAAAUAAAAUUAUCCACAGUACCUUA